Messenger RNA from Mirounga angustirostris (Northern elephant seal), 5985 nucleotides. It is a transcript of the gene CTIF, whose product is annotated as cap binding complex dependent translation initiation factor. Bases 314 to 2158 code for a protein of 614 amino acids. The transcript has 13 exons. Gene Ontology annotation, cellular component: cytosol. Gene Ontology annotation, biological process: regulation of translational initiation. NCBI's taxonomy places the organism in Eukaryota, Metazoa, Chordata, Mammalia, Carnivora, Phocidae. Gene Ontology annotation, molecular function: RNA binding; translation activator activity; protein binding. The record is from RefSeq and is a predicted model, not a curated record.
UCCCGGCCGGAGGCUGCUGCGCUGGCGGCUGCCGGAGGGACCCCGAGAGAGUGUCUCCACGCAGCCCCUCCCUCCUGUGGUGACUGAUUGUGUCUGUAGCAGCGGCCGUGCGAGAGUGUGUGCGCGCCCGUCCCCGCGAGCGCGGGGAUGUCUGUCGUCUAGACAGGCGGCACCCUCCCUCCGUCCCCGGUGAGCCCGCGGGCCGCGGGGGGCGCGGGGGAUGGGAGCAGAGGAGGAAUCCGAAUCGGUGGAGCCAUUGCGGUCGCAGCUUUGGACAUUCCUUACGCCCCCACACAGCCCCUGAGCUGGAGGGAUGGAGAACUCCUCUGCUGCGUCAGCCUCAUCUGAGGCUGGGAGCAGCCGCUCCCAGGAGAUCGAGGAGCUGGAGCGCUUCAUUGACAGCUACGUGCUCGAGUACCAGGUGCAGGGGCUGUUGACCGACAAGACGGAGGGGGACGGUGAGAGCGAGCAGACGCAGUCCCACAUCUCCCAGUGGGCAGCAGACCACGGUGAGCGGCUAGACAGCAGCUGUCCCUUCUCCCGAGGGCGAGCCCCCCCGCAGCAGAAUGGCAGCAAAGACAACUCUCUGGACAUGCUGGGCACGGAUAUCUGGGCUGCCAACACCUUUGAUUCCUUCAGUGGUGCCACCUGGGACCUGCAGCCUGAAAAGCUGGACUUCACCCAGUUCCACCGGAAGCUGAGACACACCCCCAAGCAGCCCCUGCCACAUAUCGACCGGGAAGGGUGUGGAAAAGGGAAGCUAGAAGAUGGGGAUGGCAUCAACCUGAAUGACAUCGAGAAGGUCCUCCCAGCCUGGCAGGGCUACCACCCAAUGCCCCACGAAGUGGAGAUCGCCCACACCAAGAAGCUGUUCCGGCGGCGGAGAAAUGACCGGAGACGGCAGCAGAGACCUCCAGGAGGAAACAAGCCCCAACAGCACGGUGACCACCAGCCGAGCAGUGCCAAACACAACAGGGACCACCAGAAAUCCUACCCAGGGGGCUCGGUGCCGCACCCCUCAGGGAGGCCCACCCAUCACGGCUACAGCCAGAACCGGCGCUGGCACAACAACAUGAAGCACCCCCCAGGCGACAAGGGGGAGGCAGGCACCCACCGCAAUGCCAAAGAGACCGUGACCAUGGAGAGCGCCAAACUUGAGGACGCCCUGGGGGACACGGGGCACAGCGGCCUCGAGCCCCCCCGCAGCCCUGAUGCCCCAGCCCCCGUGGCUUCUGAGAGGCUGCCCCCACAGCAGCCGGGGGGUCCAGAGGCUGAGACAAAGCGUAAAGACAGUAUUAUUCCCGAGCGCAUCGGGGAGCGGCCCAAAAUUACCCUGCUCCAGUCUUCCAAAGACAGGCUGCGGCGAAGGCUGAAAGAAAAGGUACCGGUAAGUGCUGGCCAGCUGCGGUCCCCACCAGAGUCGAGAGCAAAGGACGAAGUGGCAGUGGAGACCACCAACCCUCAGCAGAAUAAGAUGGACAAGUUGAUUGAGAUCCUGAACAGCAUGCGGAACAACAGCAGCGACGUGGAUGCCAAGCUCACCACCUUCAUGGAGGAGGCCCAGAACUCGACCAACUCCGAGGAGAUGCUGGGAGAGAUCGUCCGGACCAUCUACCAGAAGGCCGUAUCUGACCGCAGCUUUGCCUUCACGGCCGCCAAGCUCUGCGACAAGAUGGCACUCUUCAUGGUGGAGGGGACCAAGUUCCGGAGCCUGCUUCUCAACAUGCUUCAGAAGGACUUCACCGUGCGGGAAGAGCUUCAGCAGCAGGAUGUGGAACGCUGGCUUGGCUUCAUCACCUUCCUGUGUGAGGUGUUCGGGACCAUGCGUAGCAGCACCGGCGAGCCCUUCCGUGUGCUCGUCUGCCCCAUCUACACCUGCCUCAGGGAGCUUUUGCAAUCUCAGGAUGUGAAAGAAGAUGCCGUCCUGUGCUGCUCGAUGGAGCUGCAGAGCACAGGCCGGCUGCUGGAGGAGCAGCUGCCCGAGAUGAUGACCGAGCUCCUGGCCAGUGCGCGCGACAAGAUGCUCUGCCCCUCAGAGUCGAUGCUGACCCGGUCACUGCUUCUGGAGGUCAUAGAGCUCCAUGCCAACAGCUGGAACCCUCUGACGCCCCCCAUCACACAGUACUACAACAGAACCAUCCAGAAACUGACAGCCUGAUGGCCAGGGGGCCUGGCGGGCAGCCCGCGGGCAGCUGGGGCCCUGGUACCCAGGGCCAGAUGGACAGGCGGGAGGACAGGGGUGGCCCUGGCGGGAGAAAGAAGUGGGGAGGAAAGCAGGCAGAGCUGGGGGCCAGGCUGGAGCCAGACCGGGAAGGAGGAGCGCCCCUCAUCUGAGCCCCCCCAGCCCCACGCAUGCGGCAGCUCACACCAAUAAGGGAAGCAUGUUUCUUUCUCAUGGUGCCCCCCCCCCCGCCGCCCCCGUCGUCCCCUCCCCACUCCCGCUCCUCCCCGCCCCCUCCCAUCAACCGCGUCCCCGCAGGGCUUUGUGCGAGGGGUUUCAUCGGCGUGACUCCUCCGAGGCCCUGGCAGCUCGGCACGCCGGGGUACCGCUUGGGUCAGAAAGGACCUCAGAAGGCUGAAAAAGUGGGUCGGAGACGGGCUUGCAUUGUUCCUGCUGUCAGCCGCGGUCGCCAACUGGCAGCAGGCGACGUAGAGCAGAUGUCCGGGAGGACAAAAGCAGGCACGGUCCCCACCAGCCGCCCGUAAUUGACGGCCUUUGUCCGCCACGCUCGGCCUGGGGGACGGAGGCUUCUCCUCUAACCUGCACGCUGCACCCUCCCCACUCCCCGUUCCUCCUCCGUGUGGCCCCCCAGCCUCAGGCCCAGGGGCGGGGUGCAGGGAGGGGAGCUGGGGUGUGUGGCUCUGCUCGUGCUCUUGUGUUUUAUUGUUUUAUUUUCAAAAGUCAGCUGCUUUGAAGUCUCCUCUCUCCAUGAAAAGAGUCCGAGCUGUGAUCACACAGUCAGCACCACUGAGGACCCCCUGAUUAGUGGAAGAUCAAACCCGGCCCCCUCUGGAAGGAUUCUAGCCACAGAUAGCUUGCCAGUGGCCAAUUAGGGUAAUUGGAAACUUCUGCCCCGGAGGGGGGUCCCCCUGGAACCCUGUGCUCCGCAGCCCUUGGCUUCCAGGACCUCUGUUCUCUUCUUCCUGCUCUGCUCUGUCAAAGGGCUGAUGCUGUGGCAGGCGCCAGGAGUGUGUUAAACCCCAUCCUGGCUGGGGCUGGGGGGGCGGGGCGGCUGUGGUGAAUGGGGCACAGUCAAGACGGGCAAAUUCAAACCAAAAGGCUAGGUGAUGUCGCCUGAGCCACACACAGGUCUCCUCCCGAGCUUAGUGGGGGGAAAGUGGCCGUUGGGGGCUGCCUGGCUCCCCGGGACUUGGAGCUUAGCUAAAUGGGCUGUGUCGAUGGCCCAGCCUCAUCGCGGGCAGGAUCCAGAAGCCGAGGCCCCCCACAGCCAAGGUCUGUACGCUCCAGGAGGGCUCUGGGCACUGCGGACCCCGGGGCUGGGGGGGGGCGGUGCAUUCACUGAGUCGUGAGUAGAACAGUGAAAUGAGCAGGCGGGGCCGACGCAUCUUUCCAGGCCUGGAAGGAGCGAGACUGGGGUUUCUUGGAAGGGCCAGGUCCUGGGGAGAGCCCCUUCUCUGUUGGAGGAGAAUGCAAGUCAGGCUCUAGGAAGCUGGCUUUGGGGUUGUCACAGGCAUCUGCCCGGCCCCAGCUCUGGGGUCUGGAGCCCGCACUUUGAUAAGCCCCCGUUAAACCACCUCAGAGCCCAGCAGCUUCUGGGUUCCCUGGGUCACUGGAGGGCCUUGGCUGCCUGGUCCACUCAGGCUGGCCAGGGGUUGAGGGCUGGAGGUUUUCCUCUGUGGACUCCGCUUCUGGGAGAGCAGGCAGGGUGGGGCGGGGGGAGCGGGUCCCCCAGUACUCCCUGGCUUUCCCCACCAGCUGCCACCCACCUUCCAGCCCCGGGAUAGGAGCCUAUGCUGGUCCCAAGGCAGAGCGUAUUGGAGACAUGUGUGGGGGACACAGGUUUACCUGGACUGGGUCUGUAGCCUCGGCCCGUGGCCUUCGCCUCCUCCCCUCCUUGAGCUUCUCCUCACUGCCUUUCCUCUUCAGCAGGCACCUUCAGCCCAGCCUGGGGCCCAGGGACACCAGGGACCCCACGGGAGGCCCCGAGGGAAGAGCUGGACUGAGGUUGGAGGGCUCAGAGGGGGCACCGGGGACCUCGUGGUCUGGAGGAGUCAAGCCGCCUCCGCCAGGCACGGAGCCGCCCCCAGGCAGCCCUCAGAGAGCUGCGUCUGGGCUGAAAUGGGCCUAGCUCCCCUUGAGUGUGAGUGCGAGUGCGAGGCGUGCGUGCAUGUGUGUGUAUGUGCGCGUGUGUGUGUGUGUGCGCGCGCGUGUGAGCACGUCUGCUGAGAACAAAGCAGGGCCCCAGAGGAAGGGAAUGACCCAGGGGAACAGGGCCUCCUGCCCGUUCCAUGAAGCAGAGAGCGAGCACGCAGGGGCUGAUGUUCCCUGCAAAGCCGAGGCCGGUGGUAUGGUGGGCGCCAUGGGCCUCAUGCCCCUUCCUCCUAAUGCCCCUUCCUCCUAACGGCCUCCUUGGUGGUUUUGCCUCAGGGCCACCCCUCCUCGACUGUUAGGACCAGAGUAUGAAGAAGUAAGAUAUAAAUAUGUAUACAUAUAUAAAUAUAUUUUUAAUUACGUGUCGUGUCACGGUGGUUCCAGACAUAUGGUUUGCCUAGUUUAUCCCAUUGCUUGAAAGUGCUUCCUGGCCAAUCCAAAUAACAAUGUAAGCUGUUUUUCUAAAUGCAGGUUGCUGCUACUCUUUGAGACAUGGAAGGAAAACAUUAAAAAAAAAAAUUUUUUUUUAAGGAAAUAACAGUAAAAAACAGUAAAGCAUUAAAAUCUGUGACUCUGAGGCUGCCUCCCAAGGGAGACAGGAACCAGGGAGCAGAAGUGGGCGCCCCUCAGACCCCUAGUCCCUCCCCAGGCCAGACCCCCCUUCUGCUGAGUGAGAAAGGCCAUAUCCAAGUUGACCUCUGAAUGUAUCUGAUGGGAGGCAAAACUGGAUAUUGCAUUUCUAAGGCUUGCGUUGUUUUCCCUACUCACCCCGCGGCUUUCUUGGCGCAGUGAAGAGGCGAAGUCCGGCCCUCUGAUGUUGAUCCUGUCUCGGUCUGUGCCCCCUCCCAGUCAAGACCAGAUAGUCCUUGCUUUCCUCUCAGGCGGCCAGCCCGCUCACCACAGCCCUGCUCCCCUUGGCCUCUUGGGUUUGCCUGAGCGCUGGGACUGCAGCCCCAAGAAGGCUCCUGACCUCCCCCGGAGAAGGUGGGAACCCCACCAUCCUCCGUGGGGAACAUGCACCCCCAGCCCAGUUUCGUCUGUUCGUCCUUCCUCGAUCAGUCUGUAAACCUUCGAGGUUUAGGGAUCGCCCUGUCCAUCCAUGUAAAUGUAAAUGUUGGCCGAGUCGGUAUUUAUUCUAAUUUUUAUUUUAUUUUCUCUGAGGGAUGGGGGGGUUGUGUGGGAAAUGUACCACUGAUCACGCCCUGGGCAGCUGCAGGGGCGGGGACCCCGCCAGCCAGGCCACCGCGAGGAGCAGCCCCAUGGGGCCGCCCCAGACGCCACGUUCCAGUCUCUGGCAUCAGAACCCGGCCAGUGUUCCUCGUGUGACAGACUCUCAGGACCUGCCCACGGAGUCCUGUGCCUCAGCUGCUGGCGCCCUGUGGGGCCCUCUGCCCGGGCCUCUGAGGAUGCAGAUCGCAGAGGAGACCGCUCCUCUGGUCGGGACGCUGGCGACAAGGGCUGCCCACCUCGCCUGAGCCAGCUGGGAGCCUGGCGACGGGACCUGCCUCCCUGGAGAAGGGGCCUGGGCCUUCCCGCCACAGCCACAGCAGAAUCCUCCUCACGCGACCACGUUCCCUCCCUCAGUAUGUCCUGCUUUCCAGCUGAACCCAGACUACAAGUGGGUUUAAAAAAUAAACACCAAAAACCAAAAA